Molecule: messenger RNA, 4340 nt
Organism: Colius striatus (speckled mousebird)
Lineage: Eukaryota; Metazoa; Chordata; Aves; Coliiformes; Coliidae
Gene: BOC
Product: BOC cell adhesion associated, oncogene regulated
Exons: 19
Coding region: 446-3859 (1137 amino acids)
Biological process (GO): axon guidance; nervous system development; cell-cell adhesion
Cellular component (GO): plasma membrane; axon
Molecular function (GO): protein binding
Source: RefSeq, a predicted model, not a curated record
CAAAAGCCGUCUCCCGUAUGGAGGGUCUGGCUUCCCGCAUCCCGGCGCCUCUUCCCUCCUCCUCCCUCCGCGCCUGAGUUCUGCGCGGCCCUCCAUCCCCAGCGGCAACCCGCAGAAAAAAACACAACCACCAUCCCCAAACCAAGGGCUCCCCGCCUUCUCCUUCCUCCCCCCAAAAGCCAGGCUUUCCCCUCGCUCUUUCUCUCUCUCUUUUUUUUUUUUUUCUUCUCUGUGUGUGUGUGUACUGAAUUCCCCGCAGAUCCGGCCUGGAAGUUCUCCGCUCCUGGAGUUAAGCCUCUUUGUUGCUUCCCUUCGUUUGGGGCAUCUUUGUGUUUCCCCCGCCUGCUCCGCUGGAGACCGCGGAAUCCACUGCCGCAAAUCCAGUGCAUCUCCUGAGACAGCUUAUGGGACCCUUCCCUGGGCGCCCCAGGACACACCGCAUGGGAUGGCAAUGACACGUGGAAAGAAGAGACCCAUGGCCCCCAUCCCUUGCCUGAUCCUUGCAGCUGCCAGCUGUUUUGCCAAACUGAGUGAAUCUCUGCAGGUCACAGUGCAGCCUGCCUCCAUUGUCCAAAAGCUUGGGGGAUCAGUCAGCCUGGGGUGUGUGGUGGACCCCCCCAGAGUGAACCUCACCUGGAGGCUGAACGGGAAGGAGCUGCCUGGAUCAGAUGAGGUGCUGGGCAUCCACAUCGAGCGAGGGAAGCUCAUCAUCGCAUCUCUCACCAACCGCACUGUGGGCCGCUACCAGUGCAUCGCUCGUGUGCCCGAGGGAGUCAUUGCCAGUGUCCCUGCAGUGGUCACAUUAGCCAAUCUUAAAGAUUUCAAGUUUGAUGGCCAGCACGUGAUUGAGGUGGACGAAGGGAACACAGCUGUGAUCGCCUGCGACCUGCCCGAGAGUCACCCCAAGGCUCAGGUCCGCUACAGUGUGAAGCAAGAGUGGCUAGAGGCCUCCCGAGACAAUUACCUUAUCAUGCCAUCUGGGAACCUUCAGAUCGUCAACGCCAGCCGAGAGGAUGAGGGGACGUACAAGUGCGCUGCCUACAACCCCGUGACACAGGAGGUGAAAACCUCUGUCUCCAGCGAGAGACUGCGUGUGAGACGCUCCACGGCAGAGGCAGCUCGGAUCAUCUACCCUCUCGAAGCUCAGACCAUCAUCGUCACCAAGGGCCAAAGCCUCAUCCUGGAGUGCGUGGCCAGCGGGAUCCCCCCGCCACGCGUCACCUGGGCCAAAGACGGCUCCAGCGUCUCAGCGUACAACAAGACACGUUUCCUGCUCAGCAACCUCCUGAUUGACCCCACGAGUGAGGAGGACUCAGGCACCUACAGCUGCACAGCUGACAAUGGGGUCGGGGAGGCCGGAGCCGCCUUUAUCUUCUACAACGUGCAGGUGUUUGAGCCCCCAGAAGUGACCAUGGAGCUGUCCCAGCAGAUCAUCCCAUGGGGCCAGAGCGCCAAGUUCAGCUGCGAGGUGCGCGGGAACCCACAGCCAUCGGUGGUGUGGCUGCGCAACGCCGCCCCACUGGCGGCCGGGCCGCGGCUGCGCCUGUCGCGCAGGGCCCUGCGUCUGCUCAGCGUCGGGCCCGAGGACGACGGCAUCUACCAGUGCAUGGCGGAGAACGAGGUUGGCAGCGCGCAGGCCAUGGCACGGCUGAGGACGGCCCGCCCAGGAGCUACACUCAACCCUGGGCGAGAUGCCCAGCUGGGCUCAGCUCAGCCUCCAACACCACCGCCCAGGGACAGUGCCUUAAAGCUGCCCCUGGAUAAAGCCGGACUGCCAAAGCCUGGGACGACCCCGCUGGCAGCAUCUCCUCAGUGUAUGGCCACCAGGGAGCUAGUGUCUCCAGCCGAGGCCCCCAUCAUCCUCAGUUCUCCCCGGACCUCCAAGACGGACAGCUACGAUCUGGUGUGGAGACCCCGGCCCGAGAGCAGAGCCCCCAUCCUCUAUUAUGUGGUGAAGCAUCGCAAGGUACCGCUGUUUCGCCCUGCUCCCAUCUUCCCUCUGCGCCCUUCCACAGGCGGGCCGGUGGCCUCACUGCACGUUGUCACACCUCACGAGCAGCAGGUCACCAACGCCUCGGACAGCUGGGCAGUGAGGGAUGUCCCAGCCUCUCAGCACCGCCUGACUCUCACCAGGCUGGACCCUGGGAGCCUCUAUGAGGUGGAGAUGGCUGCUCACAACUGUGCCGGCGAGGGACAGACGGCCAUGGUCACCUUUCGCACCGGCCGGCGCCCUAAACCAGAGAUUGUUGCCAGCAAAGAGCAGCAAAUUCAGAGGGAUGACCCAGGCACGAGCACCCAGAGCAGCAACCAGUCCGACAACAGCCGCCUGUCCCCUCCAGAGGCACCGGACCGUCCCACCAUCUCCAUGGCCUCGGAGACAUCUGUGUACGUGACCUGGAUCCCCCGUGGGAACGGCGGGUUCCCCAUCCAGUCUUUCCGUGUGGAAUACAAGAAAUUGAAGAAGCUGGGAGACUGGGUCCUGGCCACCAGCGAUAUUCCUCCCUCUCGCCUCUCUGUGGAAAUCCCAGGCCUGGAGAAAGGUGUGUCCUACAAGUUCCGUGUGCGGGCACUGAACAUCCUGGGUGAGAGCGAGCCCAGCGCCGCGUCCCGGCCCUACGUGGUCUCUGGGUACAGCAACCGCGUCUACGAGCGCCCCGUGGCCGGACCCUACAUCACCUUCACCGAUGCCAUCAAUGAGACCACCAUCAUGCUCAAGUGGAUGUACAUCCCAGCCAGCAACAACAACACUCCCAUCCACGGUUUUUACAUCUACUACCGCCCCACCGACAGCGACAAUGACAGCGACUACAAGAAGGACGUGGUAGAAGGAGAUCGGUACUGGCACUCCAUCAGCCACCUGCAGCCAGAGACCUCCUAUGACAUUAAGAUGCAGUGCUUCAAUGAGGGUGGAGAAAGCGAGUUCAGCAACGUGAUGAUCUGUGAAACCAAAGCUCGGAAGUCUCUUGGUCUGCCAGGUCGUCUUCCACCCUCCACGGUGCCCCCCCAGCAGCAGCCCCCACUCAGUGGUGGGCACAGUGGCCUGGGGGCAGGAGCCAUGGUGGCCCGUUCCAGUGACUUGCCAUACUUGAUUGUAGGCGUUGUGCUGGGCUCUAUCGUACUCCUCAUCGUGGCUUUCAUCCCAUUCUGCCUUUGGAGAGCCUGGUCCAAGCAGAAGCAAACCAUUGACAUGGGCUUCCCAGGAGCUGGGCUGCUGGUGUCAUCCUGCCAGUACACCAUGGUACCUCUGCGGGGCAUCUCUGCCCCCCGUGCCAGCGGCCACCCCUAUGUGAGCGGGCAGCCCUACGCCAGCGGGGCACACCUCAAUGCCAUCUGCCCCCCUGCAGCGCUUGGCUUCCCCGGCAGCAAGCCCCGAGACUACAGCCCCAACCAGGUGCCACCGUCCCAGGAGGAGACCAGCGCCUUGCUGCAGGCGCGAGUGCUGCAGAGCGGGACUGUCCAGCGAGACUGCCAGCCUUCCAGAUUGCCCAACUCAAGAACAGAAGACAGCUCUUUCCUCUACAGUCUCCCAGAUGACUCCACUCACCAGCUUCUUCAGCCACAAGAUGACUGUCCUCACUUUCACGAGCACUUUGUUGGCCUCCAUCACCCGGUGAGGGGCAGCAAAGUGGGAGGCCCCAGCCUGGAUACGCGACGGGAUCCCCUGUUCCACCAAGGAAGCCCUUGCUGCCUCGGCCUGGUGCCAGUUGAAGAGGUAGAAAGGCUAGAUUGCUGCCAGUCCAGAGGAGAUGUCCAGCCCCAGAAUCCAGCGAUCGCAGCUGUGAAUCAGGACCUACCAAAACACCUCAACAGCAGCCCGCCACCGCUCAGGCCCUCAGAGACUCAUUGUCCCAGCAGCUAGGGACCGAGUUGCCUUUUGCAAAAGACUUACUCUAAAGAGAAAAAUAGAAUGGGUAUUUAUUUUUGUAUAACACUCCUAUUUAUAUAUUUAUGCACUUGUAUAUAGAUGUAUAUGUUCCUUUUAUAAUGCUAUGGAGACAGAAGGCAUCCUCAGCAAGGUCACAGGAGGGCCCAAGGAGCAGGCAGCUACCUUUGGCACCAGGCUGUUCAUCGGAGCACAAGAUUGCAACAGCAGCACAAGAGUCCAAAGAGAGCUGCCACCACCACGAUCCAGCGCCCUCCUGCAGCGAGGGCUUCACAAGAGACAACGCUGUCGCAAAGGUCUUUUCCUCUCCCCCCAAGGAAGGUUUGUCCCGGGAACAUGCUCCUGGGAACAGACUGGAGUUAUGCACUCUGCCUGAUCAACUUAAGCCACCCUUCCCAUACACGCCAGCUGCAGCCGCCCAUCUGUAAAGACAAAACCCAUGCUUUAACAUCUAAAA